AUGGUGCGUAAGGGCCGGACUAAGGACAGCGUUGCAGGCGAGCGUUAUGACUCGAAUGCUAUCCCGGUGGUACAGCCGAUGUCAAGUCGUCCGAAUCGCACACGGCGGCAACCUGGUGGAUUCAAUCCGGCGGACCUCAUGGGAAUGGAAUGGGUGGGAUGCCUGGCAUGGGUGGGAUUCCUGGCAUGGGUGGGAUGCCUGGCAUGGGCGGAGAUGCCUGGCAUGGGUGGAAUGCCUGGGAUGGGUGGAAUGGGUGGGAUGCCUGGGAUGGUGCCGCCUAUGCAGCAGAUGAAACAUAAGAUGAUUUACGCCUAUGGACUGGCCGAGGGCAGCCCCACGUCGACGUUCUUUACAUUCUAUCCGAAUUAUCUCGACAGCAAGAAGACGGUACAGCAAGGACGUCGCAUCUCGAAGCUUCAGGCGUGUGAGUCUCCUAUUGCCGACGAAAUGUCGGAGGUUUGCACGUAUUUCAAACUGCCUCACGUGCUGGAGCUGAGCAAAAAGUACCCGCGAGACUGGGUCGUGUCCGGUCGUAUUCGGGUUCGUCUCGUGCGUGACGACGGAUCGUUAGAGAAUCCCGAAAUUCCGAAUCGCAAGACAUUGAUGAUUAAGAUGGCAGAGCUCAUCCCGAAGCUGCAGUCCCGCAAGGCGCGACUCGAGAAAAAGGCGGAGGCGGCCAAGAGUAAGGCAGUAGCGGCUGCCGGAGCAGUUACGACGUCGUCUGGUGGUGGGAAGAAGAAGGGAAAGAAGAAAGGCAGGAAAUAG
Molecule: messenger RNA, 765 nt
Organism: Peronospora farinosa
Lineage: Eukaryota; Oomycota; Peronosporomycetes; Peronosporales; Peronosporaceae
Source: the annotation of a GenBank genome assembly